Molecule: messenger RNA, 1991 nt
Organism: Solanum lycopersicum (tomato)
Lineage: Eukaryota; Viridiplantae; Streptophyta; Magnoliopsida; Solanales; Solanaceae
Product: probable serine/threonine-protein kinase PBL7
Biological process (GO): protein phosphorylation
Molecular function (GO): ATP binding; protein kinase activity
Source: RefSeq, a predicted model, not a curated record
UUGGAGAUGCAGCGAGCAAAUCGACGAGAAAGGAAAUGUGUGGGAUCACAUUAAUUAGUUAGUUACCUUUAACGUCCACUCUUGUCCACGUCUAAUAUUCUCAAUGCCAUAAACUUGCACGAAUCAAGGACGGCCUCUCCCACUCACUACUCACCAUCUCCAUAACCAUCUCAUCCAAAAUAUAUUACUACUUCCAUUUUAGUAUGUCAACAUAAAAUUGACUUAAUUUUUUAAUUUUUGAGAUUCUCAAUCUUUUAGCUUAUAUAACAUCAAACUUGUGGUCACUGUGUUAUGAAACAAAUGAUUAUGGGAAAUAUUGAAAAAGCAAAAUAAAGUUGUAGUUAUAACAUUUUAGUAAUUUGUCCAAUAUUUUUUAAAAAAAAAUUAUAAUGAUUUUAUCAAAAUUAUUUAUGAGAUGACAUAAAUUAGGGAUAGGGAAGAAGAAAGGAGGAGGAAGGUAGAGGAAACAAGUGAUCCUAUUCUCCAUGUAUGUAUUUAAGUGUAGACAGGCAGGCCCGACCCAUCCGAUCCAAUGUGAAUUAUUAACCCUAGGUAGGUAUUGGUAAAGCUUGAGAUGCGAAUGAGAAUGUGAUCAAUGGGUAAACCAACUACCCCUCAUCUUCCUCCAGAUAAUGCUAUCAAACAUAGCUCACUGCUGGAGCCCACACAGCAAGUACUGAUAUCAAAACAUGAUUCUCCUCCGAGAAGCAACCUUCCAACUUUUUCUUACCGGGAUAUUGCAACCGCCACAAACAAUUUCAGGCGACAAUCCAUUAUUGGGGAAGGUGGCUUUGGGCCAGUAUUCAAAGGGAAACUUAACACGAAUCAGGUUGUGGCUGUUAAGAAGCUAAAUCAUUCCGGUCUUCAAGGGGAUAAGGAGUUCUUUGUAGAGGUUCACAUGCUCUCACUGAUGCGGCACCCUAACCUGGUUAAUCUAAUUGGUUACUGCUCUGAAGGAGAGCAGCGACUUCUUAUCUAUGAAUUCAUGCCUCUAGGAUCUUUGGAAUAUCAUCUCCAUGAUAUUACGCCUGACAUGAAGCCAUUGGAUUGGGAUACCAGGAUGGUAAUAGCAUCUGGUGCCGCCAAAGGCCUGGAGUACCUUCACAACCACGCUGAUCGUCCUGUUAUCUACAGGGACCUUAAGUCGGCAAACAUAUUAUUGGGUGAGGGUUUCCAUGCUAAACUUUCUGACUUUGGUCUUGCAAAGUUUGGCCCAAUUGCAGACAACACACAUGUUUCAACUCGGGUUAUGGGCACUCAUGGAUAUUGUGCACCUGAGUAUGCUGGAACAGGAAAACUGACUAUGAAAUCCGACAUCUAUAGUUUUGGUGUGCUCUUGUUGGAGCUAAUUACUGGAUGUAGAGCAAUGGAUGACUCUCACGAACAUGGAAAAGAAAUGCUUGUUGACUGGGCACGUCCUAUGUUAAAAGACCGCAUGAACUAUGUACAGUUAGCGGAUCCAAUGUUAAGAGGCAAAUUUCCACAAUCUGUCUUCCGCAGGGUAGUAGAACUGGUCUUAAUGUGUGUUCAGGAUGAUCCCCAUGCUCGACCUCACAUGAAAGACAUCGUGCUUGCUUUGAGUUACUUUGCAUCCCAAAAGCAUGAUUCACCUGCAGCUCAGAUUGGAUCUCAUGGGGGAGAAGGGACAAAUGGAAGCUCUGUUGAUUUUGAUGGAGCUCAGAUGGAUAUAACAGAAAUAAGAGCUUCAAACAAAGAUCAAGAGCGGGAGAGAGCUGUUGCAGAGGCCAAGAAGUGGGGCGAGACCUGGAGAGAGAAAGGGAAACAGAAUGCGGAUGAUGAUUUAGAUUAUAAAUCAAGGUGGUGAUUGAUUGUAAGUUAGUUUCCUUGUCACAGAACAGCAUUUUUAUUCAAAUUUUUGAAACAGUGUCGUAUGUAUAUACUCAUAAAAAAGAAAUUAUUGGCAUUAUUGAUGUAUUUGUAUGCUUGACAAAAUAAAUUCAAUACAACUACUAUAUGGCAUUUAUCAUUAA